AUGCCUGCGCAGUGCGGUCCCAUGCUCGUGCCCUUGGCUUCCAUCAUCCUCCGACCAGGCUCGCACUACUGCUACGACCAGCGGAAGACUUCCAGAACCUCAUCCCGCGAGUCCGCUCACACGUCUCUCCGCAAUGCCGCACGCCAGUCUGGCGGCCAGCCGACCACGAAGGCUAAGACUGGUCGGGCUGCUGCCAAGUCAGCGCCGGCUGCUAAGAAGGCAACCGCCACGAAAGCCUUAUCGAAGGAGAGAGAUGGCCAGACCUCUCAGCCCGACGUUCUGUCCCCGUCCGAGAAGCGGACGUAUGACAGGCUGAAAGCGAAGAUGGAGCAGGCCGAGAAGCAGGCGGCCGCCGAACGUCGAGCCAACAUUCAUAAAACAAGCACCGCUAUGUUGCUCGCUGAGAAUGCGUCUGGCGGAGAGGACGACGAGGACGAGGAUGAGCAACCGAGGCGUAAGAAGCUGAAGAAGAACAAGGAGAUCAGGUCCAGCGAUGAUGAAGAACAGGACGAGCUUGUCGAAGAGGAGGAGGAGGAGCAAUGCAAGUGGAGCCCGAGAGACAGAGAUGGACGCUGCGCCUCCGCGCGGCCUGCGUAUGGCAAGAAAUCGACGGACAAACCUGAGGUUGAGGAUGAUCCAGACGACGGGACGCGGCCGACGCUCGACCCAGACGAGCGUAGCCUUGCGAGGGCUCUCGGUGAGAAUCGCUCGUCCUCGGCGAAGGGAAACAAAGCUUCAAAGGCGAAGCAGCGGAACAACCGGGAUGACCGGGACAGUGCGUCCGAUGACGGCGAAGAGCGUCGACCUGCUGUCACACAGCCGGCCAAAGGCAAGAAGGUGUUGCGCAUGGACGCUGUCGUAAUUGACUCACCUCCAAAAAGGGUCAAGAACGUGGUCGACAAGAACAAGGGCAAGGGUACAACGAUCGAGAAGAAGAAGAAGCCGAAGAAGCGGAGCGACUGGUUGGACACCGACACCGAGUCGGAGAACGAGACGGGGACAGAGGUGGACGAGGUGGAAGAAGACGACGAGCUCAGCAGUGACAGCGACGAGGUGUCGGAGGAAAGCAGCGAGGACGAAGGGACGGACGAGGACAGUGGGGAUGACGUGAUAGUUGUCAAGGCCCCUAAGGGCAAGACCCAGCGUUCCAAAGGCAAGGGAGGCAGACGCAGCCGCGGCAGCGCGGACAGGCCAAAGUCUGAAGGUCGUCGCCGUGCGCAGGCCAGGGACAUCCCGGAGACCCUCAGGCCGGUCGUUACGUGCUCACAGAUGUAUCUCCGCCUCCGCCUCUCCCUCAAUCAUGCAUGGACCGCCGAGAAGAUGCAGAAUAGCAGCCAGCUCCCCGACAAACACAGGGUCAUCAAGAGAGCCCUGAGGGAUGCUCGCAAACAUCGCGCCGAGGACGGUAAGAAGAUAGCGUACCUUGUCAGUGGGUUCAAGACCCUGAGAGCGAAAGGCAACAACAACCUUCGCAAGAUGGUCGCCAGCGUUGUAUGGACGGGCGCGUCUCAGCUCCGAAACGAGGUCAAGAAGAAGGCGAAGACCGUCGUCGACAACGCUUACGGCCUCGGCAGCCUCUCGACGCAGCGGAGAGUCGCGGCUGCAACGUUCCUCCUCAAGUCCAACACACAGGGCAAGUACUCGAUGCAAAACUUCAUUUUCGGCGACAUCGACAUCGCCUGGCAGUCGGACGAACCUCAUGAGGUCGACAUGAAGGCGAGCGUUGUGAACCGCAAGAAACCGUUCCAGCACAGGGCGCUGUCCGACGUCAUUGUGCAGCACUGGUUCCACGGACACAGGGACACUGCGUCGGUCGCGGCGUACGAUCGCUUCAGUGAGGUUCCCGACAAUCUCAUAGCCAUCGUCUGCAACGCGAUUGAGGCGGCGUUGGUGGACAUAGCCACAGGGACUCAUCAAUUCUCUAACAAGCUGUACGCUCCUAAGUGGGGCAAUGUCAUGGGGAUCUUGGAUCAGUUCAAGCACAACGCACCGGCGGCAUACCAGUUGCUGAAGGAGAUGAUCUGGACCAAUGUCAGUGCCCUAGUCGACGAACACAAAGCCCCGAAGAAGGACGCGCAAGAUGAUGACGACGCCGGUAGCAGCAUUGGCGAGCAAUUCAUCGCUUGGAGUGAUAUCGAGGUCGGCGACACUACUGCGACAACAAAGGCUGCGAAGGCUGCCGCGAAGCCGUCGUCUUCGUCUGCGAAGGCCGCCACGAAGCCGUCGUCUUCGUCUGCGAAGGCCGCCACGAAGCCGUCGUCUUCGUCGUCGACAAGGCAGACCGGCACAGUUGAGCCGGAGAUCGACGCUGAAGGUUCUGCUCCUCAUGACGAAGAAGGUCCCCAAGACCCCUCCGAUGAUGCGUGA
Molecule: messenger RNA, 2367 nt
Organism: Fomitopsis serialis
Lineage: Eukaryota; Fungi; Basidiomycota; Agaricomycetes; Polyporales; Fomitopsidaceae
Exons: 16
Coding region: 1-2367 (788 amino acids)
Source: RefSeq, a predicted model, not a curated record